UGUAACGGCAGGAACGGUUAGAUGACGUACGUUGACAGGUGCUAAUUUACUAGUCGCUUCACUGUAAGUGGCAACUGUUCAUUUGCUUGGCAAACUGUUUGUAGUUGGCAGAGUGACUCUCCACGAGGCAAAAAAUUCAUGGUUUUUGUAUUGGUCAUGAAAGAUUGGUUCGCUGGAAAACACAGUUUGAACUUUCAUCCUGUAUAAUUUUGGUUACUUUUGACCCCAUUUGUGGCAAAACGACAUUUUUGCGUACAGUUUGGUCAGGAAAAACAUAUUUGCUUCACUGUUACUUUGAUGAAAACAAAGCUCUUCAUUUGGCCCGGGGAGUCCAAGUUAAAAAGUGGAGGUCAGUGACUGGAUGGCAUGACCGCGGGACAUACUAUGCUAACAGGAAAAUGACCCUCAACGACAAAAUCUACAUAAUCUCCCAAAGUCAAUUACUUUCGUGUUUUAAGACGCAAACUUCUCGGCGAAUCUAUCGCCGACGGCGAUGUGUCAAAUUCACAUCGGAAGCAUUUUCGUUUCUUUUAAGCCUAUGUGAAAAUAUGAAUAUUUUACUCCGUUCGCCCUUCUAGUUUUUUCAGCUGUUUGUAUUCCCGCUCCUAUUAAGUUUUACCGUGAAAGUAAACAAGGAGGGAAAAAAAAUAUUGUAAAAUAAAAACACUAAAAAACCGAUCGAUGAGGUUUGCACCCUGGAUGGUGGCCAGAUCACAUAGUUUGUCGCUGCUUUCGAAUCGAUUUAACGGAUUGGCAGCGAAAGAGAUCCAAUGGGAUGGACCGUAGGUGUUGUGGAUUUUAUAUUCAGUGAUACACUGUCCCUGACUAAGUGAGGAUGAAAAUAAAAGAAGAAAAAGAAAAAGAAAUAAUCUUAAAAAAUCACAUGGGCUGAGCUGGCAGGGGUAAGAGGUGUGCUAAAUUUACUCACAUACACACGCGCACGCAUACACACAUUUCAUGCGGCGCCGGCGUAGUAGACGUCGCCGGAUGGGCGCGCGCACUAUUGCUCGCCUAACCGGUAGUGAAACUUGCGACGACCAUGUCAUCAUUCAGUCUUCGGCGUUGUUCCCGGAAAGAAUGGUUCAACAUGUUACCGCUCUACCAAUUGGAGGUGCUGAACAGCCUCAUCAUAGUCUCUUCAAAGAUACGGGAGUUAGCGACAGCGGAACAACAACACCAACUUCCAACGGAGAUGAUGGGAGUCGAAGCCGUAGCAAUAGUGAUGAUGCAACCAGCUCCAAUCCGAGGAAUGACGGCAUGGAACGGAACGUGUCAACGCCGAAUGACGCUCUUCACCUCGAGAGACGGGUGGGACUCGUCAGUGGGGUGGCUCUAAUUGUUGGAACAAUGAUUGGAUCGGGUAUUUUCGUCUCACCGUCGACGCUAUUGGUGAAAACCAAGUCGCCUGGUCUCUUCCUGGUCAUCUGGGCUGCUUGCGGCAUCCUUUCGACGCUGGGAGCCCUAUGCUACGCCGAAUUGGGCACCCUCAUCCCGAAAAGCGGUGGCGAAUACAUUUACUUUAAAGAAGCGUUCGACUCACCCCGUCACCGCUUUUGGGGUCCCGUCAUGGCUUUCCUCUACGCCUGGGUUUCGGUGAUCCUGCUCAGGACUUCAUCCAUGGCCAUCAUUGCCUUAGCCUUUGCUGAAUACUCUAUCGCUCCGCUGAUGGAUACGUUGAAUUUUUGCUGGCCAGACGAUUACCGAUACACUUUGACUCGUUUGGCUGCUGCACUCUGCAUUUGCCUCAUAACUUUUAUCAACUGUUUCAGUGUUAAGCUGGCCACCAAAGUACAAAAUGUCUUUACGGCGGCCAAGCUGGUGGCCAUCGCCAUAAUCAUCGCCGGCGGUCUCUACAUGAUCGGCAUUGGCAAUACUCAGUACCUGAGCCAAGGAUUUGAAGGUUCUACCACUUCUUUCGGUGACAUUGCUACUGCCUUCUACAGUGGCCUCUGGGCGUAUGACGGAUGGAACAACCUGAACUACGUUACUGAAGAACUCAAGAAUCCUUUUGUGAAUCUUCCGCGGUCCAUCAUGAUUGGAAUUCCUUUAACUACUGUUUGUUACGUCUUAGUCAACGUGGCGUACCUGGCCGUCUUGUCGCCAACGGAAAUGAUGCAGUCCGAGGCCGUCGCUGUGGAUUGGGGCAAUCGACUGUUGGGUCCCAUGGCGUUUUUAAUGCCCUUAGGUGUUGUAUUGUCAACGUUUGGCGCGGGCAACGGAAGUCUCUUCACGGCCGGAAGGUUGUGCUACGUUGCGAGUCGUGAAGGACAUCUAGUUGACGUGCUUUCCUACGUCCACAUCCGACGAUUGACUCCUUCUCCAGCACUCCUUUUCAAUAGCGCCGUGGCACUCAUGAUGAUCAUCCCUGGCGAUAUCGCCAGUUUGAUUGACUUUUUCAGUUUCACGGCAUGGAUUUUCUAUGGAGCCGCUAUGCUUGCACUUAUCGUCAUGAGGUUCACCAAAAAAGACGCCCCGAGGCCUUACAAGGUACCGAUUAUCAUUCCUGUCAUCGUGCUAAUCAUUUCCGUUUACUUGGUCAUUGGACCAAUUGUGGACAAUCCGAAAAUUGAGUACUUAUACGCUACCUUGUUCAUCUUGGCUGGAUUCUUUCUUUACAUCCCUUUUGUUUAUUACAAGAAAGUAUUGCCCGGAAUGAGUUACAUUACAACAUUUAUGCAACUCCUGUUGGAAGUAGCUCCAUCGACGGCCAUGGCGGAGGACUAGCGUCACGAACAGUCAAGUCACCGAGGCGAUCAAAUAAGAGAUGGCAACCGAAAAAUUUCCGUGUUUAUGGUCUAGCACUAUAGGCGGUGAACUAUUACGUGUACAUUAUUGUUACUCUGAUCAUGUGUUAAAACCUUGUGUUGGUACGAUGAUUGCCAUGCAAUCUAAAUAUUUAAAAAUGGUUGUCUUUCCCUUCUCUUCAGUCAUUCUUUUUCAUAAUUGGUUUUAUCCUGGAUUAUGAGCUCGAGGAGAUCUUACAAUUCAAUCGAAAUUUUACCAAAAGACACAAAGUUUGUAUUAUUGAUUUAGAACAAUGUUUUUUUCCUUCUUUUCAACAAAAACAAUCAAGUACUAUUCUAAAUUUUACUCUCCCAAAAUGGCGAGAAAAAUUAUUUUGAAACAGGGAUUCGUUCAUCAUAGACCUUUUUUUUGAAUUUUUUUAUGACGCAGCUUCCAUGUACUUAAAAUCGAAGCCACUGAAUUGUAAACUUAAUCACUCAGUGACUGUGAAUUUUGUACAGCAUGCAUACCGAAGAAUAAAAUACACAAGUGCCAAUCACGA
This is a messenger RNA of Daphnia magna, 3286 nucleotides long. RefSeq names its product b(0,+)-type amino acid transporter 1 (gene sbm). The record is from RefSeq and is a predicted model, not a curated record. The transcript has 15 exons. The coding region runs from base 958 to 2724 and encodes 588 amino acids. Gene Ontology annotation, biological process: amino acid transmembrane transport. NCBI's taxonomy places the organism in Eukaryota, Metazoa, Arthropoda, Branchiopoda, Diplostraca, Daphniidae. Gene Ontology annotation, cellular component: membrane. Gene Ontology annotation, molecular function: L-amino acid transmembrane transporter activity.